AUGGCACCCCAACAUUGCAGGGCCGUGGCCGGGUCCAACACAAUCGGGAAUCACCAGGCUAACGAGUCUCUGUUAGCCAGGGGUUCACGAUUGUCAGACGGCGAAGCAGGUGGACGAUCUUCGUCAUCGUUGGUCCCGAAAGGAUUCAUAGCAGUAUACGUGGGCCCAGAUCAAAGAAGGUUCGUGAUCCCCAUGACUUGUUUGUCGAUGCCCGAGUUUGUGGUGUUGAUGGAUAAGGUGGCGGAGGAAGUCGGGUUCGAGACCGUUGGAGGGCUUCAUUUCCCGUGCGAGGAGGAAGAGUUUAAAGAGAUAUUGAUGAGGUGUUUGAGAAUGCACAAGAUGAUUGCCAAGGGGAAAAGGAGGAGAAGAUCAAGCUCUAAGGUUUGGAAUCAUUAA
This is a messenger RNA of Linum tenue, 396 nucleotides long. The record is from the annotation of a GenBank genome assembly. NCBI's taxonomy places the organism in Eukaryota, Viridiplantae, Streptophyta, Magnoliopsida, Malpighiales, Linaceae.